Molecule: messenger RNA, 1129 nt
Organism: Neogale vison (American mink)
Lineage: Eukaryota; Metazoa; Chordata; Mammalia; Carnivora; Mustelidae
Gene: GNAT1
Product: G protein subunit alpha transducin 1
Exons: 9
Coding region: 1-1053 (350 amino acids)
Biological process (GO): adenylate cyclase-modulating G protein-coupled receptor signaling pathway
Cellular component (GO): heterotrimeric G-protein complex
Molecular function (GO): G-protein beta/gamma-subunit complex binding; GTPase activity; G protein-coupled receptor binding
Source: RefSeq, a predicted model, not a curated record
AUGGGGGCUGGGGCUAGUGCUGAGGAGAAGCACUCAAGGGAGCUGGAAAAGAAGCUCAAAGAAGAUGCUGAGAAGGAUGCUCGAACCGUGAAACUGCUGCUUCUGGGCGCGGGUGAGUCCGGGAAGAGCACCAUUGUCAAGCAGAUGAAGAUCAUCCACCAGGAUGGGUACUCGUUAGAAGAGUGCCUCGAGUUCAUCGCCAUCAUCUACGGCAACACGCUGCAGUCCAUCCUCGCCAUCGUGCGCGCCAUGACCACACUCAACAUCCAGUAUGGAGACUCUGCCCGCCAGGACGACGCCCGGAAGCUGAUGCACAUGGCGGACACCAUCGAAGAGGGCACGAUGCCCAAGGAGAUGUCGGACAUCAUCCAGCGGCUGUGGAAGGACUCGGGUAUCCAGGCCUGCUUCGAACGCGCCUCUGAGUACCAGCUCAACGACUCGGCCGGCUACUACCUCUCGGACCUGGAGCGCCUGGUCACCCCGGGCUACGUGCCCACUGAGCAGGACGUGCUGCGCUCCCGUGUCAAGACCACAGGCAUCAUCGAGACGCAGUUCUCCUUCAAGGACCUCCACUUCCGGAUGUUCGACGUGGGCGGGCAGCGCUCAGAGCGCAAGAAGUGGAUCCAUUGCUUCGAGGGUGUGACCUGCAUCAUCUUCAUCGCGGCGCUGAGCGCCUACGACAUGGUGCUGGUGGAGGACGACGAAGUGAACCGCAUGCACGAAAGCCUGCACCUGUUCAACAGCAUCUGCAACCACCGCUACUUCGCCACCACGUCCAUUGUGCUCUUCCUCAACAAGAAGGACGUUUUCUCCGAGAAGAUCAAAAAGGCGCAUCUCAGCAUCUGCUUCCCGGAUUACGACGGGCCCAACACGUACGAGGACGCAGGCAACUACAUCAAGGUGCAGUUCCUCGAGCUCAACAUGCGCCGCGACGUGAAGGAGAUCUAUUCCCAUAUGACUUGCGCUACUGACACACAGAACGUCAAGUUCGUCUUCGACGCAGUCACAGACAUCAUCAUCAAAGAAAACCUCAAAGACUGCGGCCUCUUUUGAGGUGCCUGAACUCAUGUGUGUCCCUGACACCCUGUAGCCCUAGCCACCUUGUAGCCCUAGCCCACAGGAGCCUAUC